Spodoptera littoralis (African cotton leafworm) is the source of this 5512-nucleotide messenger RNA. NCBI's taxonomy places the organism in Eukaryota, Metazoa, Arthropoda, Insecta, Lepidoptera, Noctuidae. The record is from the annotation of a GenBank genome assembly.
AUGCUCUCUCUUUUACAAGUAACUAAAUCAAUUGCCCUCUCCUUUAAAAUCUUCCAAAGAAUAUUCAAUCAAUGUGAGAGGGCCAUGCUUCGGCGGGUCACGGAUUGGCUGGCUCGACCGAAGUUAUACAACGGCCGAGGAGAAAACCGACGUGAAACAACGCUUGUGUUGUGUUUCGUCGCGGCCAUACACAUAGUAGCAUCUCAAACGUACAUUCAGAUGUUCAAGAAUACAGAGCUGACGUUUAUAAAAAGAGUAGUCGUAUUUACGCCUUCAGAUGCAUCUCUUUAUCCACCAGCGCGAACUGAGGACGCAAAGAACGGAAUAGAGAGAAGUGUAAUUCAAGUAAAAAUACAACACAAGGUAAGACUAGAAAAAAUUAAGGAAAUAACUAAAUUUAAAGACGCAGGGAAACUAUGUAAAACACUAAAAUGGCAAUGGGCAGGGCAUAUGAUAAGAGAGAGGAAUAUGAAAUGGACAAAGACAAUAUCAGAAUGGUACCCCAGAGAUGGGAAAAGGAGCAAAGGGCGACAACCAAAACGCUGGGAAGAUGACCUAAGGAAAACUGCUGGACUAGAGUGGAUGAGAAUUGCGAGGGAUAGGGAAAACUGGAAAUCUUUGGAGGAGGCCUAUGUCGAAAGACAAGCUGGGGGAGCGGUGCGGCGCGAUAAUGCGCGGGCGCAGAUAAUACACAGCCGUCCCAACAUUGCUCUGACUACCGAAUUUAAGGAUUGUUGGGGAUUCAGGGAUUGGGGAGUAUAUGGUAAUGAGGGCUUCGAUAACCCCACUCACAUGACAAAACACAACGCAAGGAUUGUUUCACGUCGGUUUUCUGGCCUUGGUGUAAGAAUGGCGUCGGUGUGGAAGCGACUGCAGCGUGUGAACAAGCGAGCUGCCAAGUUCCAGUACACUGCCUCCUACCAUCGUGUAGAUCUUGAGACCUCGCCCAAAUGGAAACCAAACAAACUGAGCGUGGUGUGGACGAGGCGUUCCAGGCGGGUGAUCACGGAUCCAUUGGAAUGGGAGCCGUCGCUCAAAGAUCCACUCAAAGGGUCCGUCAUAUACACGGUGCCAGAGAAUCGAACGGUGGCCGUCACGCUGUUCAAGGACUCGCGCACCAACGAGCUGGAGGACAAAGACUGGACAUUUGUGCUUGAAGAUGUAUCAAUAACAGGCAAGCGUCGUCGCCUCGGCGUAUGUUCAAUAAAUAUGCGGAAGUUUGCAAGCUUGGAGCCCUCACAGCGCGCGCUGGUACUGACCCUGGAACCCACUACACAUAAGGUGGUGGCCAUGUCUCUACACCUCACUCUACAUUGUGUGCUGUUGAGGGAGGGGCAGGCUACCGAUGAAGACAUGCAGUCCCUGGCGUCUCUUCUGUCAGUGAACAAUAACUCCGACAUCGCAGUGUUGGAGGACCUCGACGAGGACGACUACACGUUGUCCGAUAAUUCGACUAGACAGAUGUUGGAUCUUCGACAGCAAAUGGAAGAGAUGACCCAAAGUUUAACAAACAGUGACAUAGCGGCGACCCCAAACAGCGUACAGAGUCUCAACUUCGACAAUUCCCGAACCCCAACAGCCCCCAUCACCCCAGAGACCACGACCCCAACCACACCCGUGCCUUCAGACCCCACGCCAAACGACAACGAUGUGACUAACGACCCCAUACCAAAAACAAGGCCAGAAAUGUUAAGCAAUCUCACUAAAAUGGUAAUGAAACCAGAACCUAAGUAUUUUUCGACCCCCAAAACGAAUAAUGUUAUUAAUAAUGAGCCUAAAAGUGAGAUAAAGGGGGUCGUUUUUAAGCCUAAGACGGUGGCCAUGAGGAAUCUGAAGCCUUUGGAGUUAAAGACAAAUUUGAACAGUAUUAAUUUGGAUAGAAAUGAGAAUGAGAAGGAUGAGGACAGUGAUAAGACUCCAACUGCUGCUGAUAUGGAGAAGCUGUUUCCUGGCAAGUUUGAUAAGGAUAAAACGCCGGUCCAGGACCUCCUGGAAUGGUGUCAAUCAGUGACCCGCGAGUAUCGUUCCUGUCGAGUGACCAACCUGACCACGAGCUUCCGCUCCGGCCUGGCCUUCUGUGCCAUCAUACAUCGGUUCCGACCUGAUCUCAUUGACUUCUCCGGCCUGCAACCUGACGAGGCGGAGAAGAACCUCCGCGUAGCUUUGGAAGCUUCCUCCAAGCUUGGCAUAUCUCAAGUACUGACUGCCGCCGACGUAUGUUCCAGGCAGAUACCUGAUAGACUCGCCAUAAUGACAUAUCUGUUUCAACUGCGCGCACAUUUCACCGGCAACGAAUUACAAGUAGAACAAUUAGGUAACGACGAGACGGAGUCGUCGUACCUGGUGGGUCGUCACGACACAGACGGCUCUAUACCACAGGAACUGUUCAGCAGGGAGAUCAGCACUCGACGGUCCAGGAAUAUGAUGGACAGACCACGGCCUGGGUCACAAGAAUCCCAAGAGUCCAGAGCUUCAGUAGACCGGUCUACUCCUGAACAACCGUCUCCGGGAGGAAGGAAGGAUGUCAGAGACCUCCUGCAUCAGUCGAAGGCUAUACUUGGCAAGGUCUUGUCUCCCGCUCGAGACCAUAAACCUAGUGCUAAGUGGUUCGCUGACCCGCUUAAGGUUAAUGAGCCACCCCCAGUGCGUCCGGAGAAGUUGAUGACCCGCAAAGAGUUGACGGAUCCAUUCGGAUCUGAUGAGGAGGAGGAAACGCAGGAGCCACCACCUCCAGCACCAACGAAUAAUGGAAACAAUGUGAAUAAUGGGAACAAUGAAAUUGUAGCACCCCAAUCAGACACGACCCCAUCAGAACCGAUAGUAACAACAGACCCACUAACUCAACCAGAACCGGAUAACCGGGUAACCGCACCACCGAAACCAACCACACCAGAAUUACCCAAACCGACACCGCAAUUGUUAUCGCGUCAUGAUGAGUUGAAAGAGAGAGCGAGACAGCUGCUUGAAGCAACGAAAAGAGAGGCGAGGGAGAAGGACAGAAAAUUGAGACAAAAAGAGAAAGAAGAGAAAGAGAAUGGACAUAGGAAUGGAGAUGUGAGUCCUAAAAAGCCAAUGACGGAGGAAGAGAGACAGGCGAUGUUGCGAGAAAGAGCGAGAAAACUCAUCGCUGAUGCAAGAGCUGGUAUUGUUAGUCCGACCUCACCUCUAUCUCCGUCGCGGAACUCCCGCUCGGGCACCGUCGAGAUCAUCAGCAAACAAUCCGUCAUGGAUGAAAUUGUUGCAGCGGGAGGCGUGGAACAGUUGGAUGCGUUACUCGGCCGGACGGACUCUCUGCCCUCUACUCCUGGCUCCAGGAAGAGCUCCGUCAGUCCUGAUAGAUCUGAGGAGCGUCACAGUUCAGACGGGCGCAGUAUAAAGUCGGUGUCGCUGAGCGCGGGGCGGCGCUCCCCGCUGCAGUCCUUCGCCGCCAUCGUCGACACGCUGCCCGGGGACGACCUGCACGACGCAGACGAGGGCAAGGAGUCUGGGUCGUACAUCCAGAGCGAGCUGGAGGCGCUGGAGCGGGAGCAGGGCGCCAUCGACGAGCGAGCCGCCGCGCUCGAGAAACAACUGCGACGCGUCAUGGAGUCGGCGGAUAACACAGAGGAGGAGGACCGUCUGAUGUCUCAGUGGUUCAACUUGGUCAACAAGAAGAACGCGCUGCUCAGGAGGCAGAUGCAGCUUAAUAUACUUGAACAAGAAGAGGACCUCAGCCGUCGCUGCGAGCUGCUGGCGCGCGAGCUGCGCCUGUCGCUGGGCGUCGACGAGUGGAGGAAGACGCCCGGACAGAAGCGCAGGGAGCGGCUCCUGCUGCAGGAAUUAUUAUCAGCUGUCAACGAGAGAGACAGGCUAGUACAAGAAAUGGAUGAGCAGGAGAGAGCAAUAGCAGAUGACGACGAAAUAGAACGCAAUCUAUCGCAAGUGGAAAUACAGAGAAAGAACAACUGUAUCCUACAGUGAACACCCUGUAUACAAUAUACAUGUCUAAUGAAACACCUGUACAUCGUAGUACACUUACUAAUAUAUGGUUUUACAUCAGUCGACUUGUGAGUAUUAAACUCGUUUUGAGUUGCAGAAGUGUCUCAGGUUCGAUUCUUGGGUCGGUUACUUUUGGGUUUUUCAAAAUUCUCAGUUAUGGUACUGUUUAAGUGUUUCAAAGAAUAUUAAGUUGAAAAAAAUAUGUUUUUUUUUCUCACAAUCCUCUGAUGAAAAAUCAUAAAUGAAAAAAUCGUAACACUUAUUUAUUAUUUAAUAUUAAAUUGAAUGUAAAUGUUUUUAUUUUUAUGCAACAUUUUUCAUCGCAGUAUGCGUUUCGCGUCCUAUUUAAAGAAAUACUAGUAAAAAACCAGUGGUUCCCAACUAAGACAAAGAAUGGUUUGCGAAAAAAAAAAAACUUAAGACUAUCCUGUCCAAUAAAUGCCUCGAUUAAAGCUCGAAUUAAACGAUUAAAGCGUAGGAUUUUUAGAUGUUUUUCUGUCAUAACAAACUUCUCCUGACAAUAACAAACACAACAAAAAUAAUCUGUCAAAUCGGUCCAGCCAUUCUCAAGUUAUGGCGUGACAACGGGAAACGGGUUUCAUUUUUAUAUAUAUAGAUAAAAAGAUCUUACUUUGAAAAUAGUAUUUUUAAUAAUCGUGGUGUCUAGCCCAAUGAGAAUGAUAUAUAAUUUACAUUAACCUCUAGUAUGACAGAGCGUAGAUCUCGAAACACAAUGCGUUUUGUAUUGUGUCUCAUUUCGACAGACCAGAGGUCUCUCCAUUCAAGAACUCUUCUACAAACCCCCUUUUUUGCAGUCAUUUAAUAAAUGUUAAUAUGCUAAAACCUGCUCCCAAGUGAACGGGUAACCGGGGCUCCGGCUCGACGUGCAGGAGAAGGAACGGGGUGGUUUUUAGUCAGUAAGAGUUUGACACUAAGGGCGGGAGCAGUCAUUCGAUGAUUUUCCCCCCUUAAAACAAAAGUGUAAUGAAUACUCUGUUGGAAACCGCAUCAAAAUCACUUCAGCUGAUUGCUAGAUAAUCAUGGACAAACAUACAGACAGGUCAGCUGUAAAUCCCCUUUUUUAAUGUCGGUUAAGAAGUGGUCUGGCCAGUAAAAGGUUGGGAACCCCUACUUUAGAUACAAACUUUCAAUGAAUAUACAGUAAUAUACGACUUUAUAAAGAAAAUGAGAAAAAAUUGUAAAAGUUAAUAUUGAUAUAAUUAAAUAAUUGCUGUUUUUAUAAUUCCAAUUAUAUUUGAUAAUUUAAUUAUUAUGAAUAAUUGUAAUUAAUUAUUAUUUCGACGUGCUUCAUUGGCAUAAUACAUAGUUGAUGUUAUUAAAUUGGUGAGUUAGGUUAUGUGCGCACUUGCGAUUAGUCGGUGGCGAUUGGUCGCAAAAACGUAUUAUUGUGUGAAUGGCAUUAGGUCGUAUUCAAAAUCAUUAUAAUAUGACUCCAAAUAAUACGGUAUUUGCCAACUAGUCAAAUUCAAUAUUUUUUUCGAACUGUAAAAAACGACAGUUUUCUAUGAAUUAU